Uranotaenia lowii is the source of this 1723-nucleotide messenger RNA. RefSeq names its product galectin-9-like. The transcript has a single exon. Bases 299 to 1495 code for a protein of 398 amino acids. Lineage: Eukaryota; Metazoa; Arthropoda; Insecta; Diptera; Culicidae. The record is from RefSeq and is a predicted model, not a curated record. Gene Ontology annotation, molecular function: galactoside binding; carbohydrate binding.
CCACAACAAAAGCCGAAAAAAGUGCCCCCCGUUGUUGAAAAAAUAGGUACCUCAUUUUUAAGAGCAAAAAAUAUACCGUACCCGUAAAGCCUGCAAGUAGACAUUUAAGCUAUGAAUCGUUAUCGAUUUUGAUCAAAGACGUUCGUCAACGCAAUUUACAGCUUGAGUGAAAUAAGCUAGUUAUUUUAAGGCUUGACAAACGCUGUGGUUUGGUGCACAUGUGAAUGUGUUGCAUUUAGAAAAAUGUCCCCCCUUUUGCAAUGCCAAGUGGAACUAUACGAGGUCUGCUAAAUAAUAAAUGGCAGUAUUCGCUUAUCUGCUGUUCAGUGUUGGUGAAGACCUUUACAAGAUAGCAGACAUUUUUACACGAUCUGGUGGUUGCUCAUUGAAGCAAUGCAGAGACUAUUUAGUGUGUCAGAGACGUGAAAAAUUGUUUGAAUAUUAUAUUUCUCAGCAAUACGACAGCCGCACCAUGUCGAUCGAAUCACUAGACAGCUGCGAUUAUGCCUAUCAGGAUUCUCCUAAUUCUACGAGAUCGCUUAGUUUGGACAAAAGUUCUGCCACGGAUUUGGUGUACACCUUGGAAAACAUUACCGAGGUGUCACCGGGAUUGAGUUUCGUCAUCACCGGGAAUAUAUUACUAACAUGUGAACGAUUUGCCAUUAACUUGAUGCUGAAAAACUCUGACUUGGCAUUACAUUUCAACCCGCGACUGCCCCAGAAUUAUAUAGUGCGCAAUUGUCGAGUUAAAGGAAUAUGGGGAAAAGAGGAAGUGGCUUCCCCGUUAUCUUUCAAUCUUCACCGUGGACAGAAGUUCAAUAUCCAGAUUUUGGUAACCGACAAAGAAUUUCUGAUGUGUGUAAAUGGACGUCAUUUUAAUUCCUUUCAACACCGGCUGCCCUACAAAAAGAUCUGCUCAAUGGAAGUUAAAGGAGAUGUCCGAGACGUGGCAGUCGAACAAGUGUUUGUAGAAAACUAUCCGGAUAUAAUCUUGGAGGAAAUCGCCUUGAUUCCAUGCAACCAGCUUCAACUUCCUCCAAUCUCUGAUUCUAAUCUCAAAAUAAUGCCUUACACAGGUCUUCUGAUGGAAAGGUUUUCCAACGGAAAAGCGCUGCACAUUCGCGGUCGCGUUAAACUUUUGCCCCAUUCAUUCUAUGUUAAUCUUCAAAAUAGUCAUCGUGUGUGGCCCCAUCCAAACAUCUUUUUUCAUCUGAAUCCCCGGUUUGGCAAUGUCGGCGGCAAGCAUGUCAUUUGUCGUAAUUCUUGGAUGAAUGGAAAAUGGGACCGGGAAGAACGAUCUGAAAAUGUAACCGAUUUUAUGCCGGGAAAGGUGUUCCAUUUAAAAAUAAUAUGCACCGAUGUUAGCUAUCAAGUGCAUUUAAACGAUAAACUUAUAGCCGAGUUCAUUUUUCGAGAUAACCCGUCGCACGUGGACAGCGUUUACAUACAAGGAGACAUUAAGUUGUAUGAUGUUUUACUUCAAUCGGCCUAUUAAACUUUAGAAACCUUUGAGAUCCCUGUACUAAGUCAAUGCUAAGGCGCUAGAGAGAGAGACUAUAAUAUCCGAACAAUAAUUAUGAACUAAAAAGCAACGCGAAUAUUUACAAAUUAUUUACCCAUCAAUAGGCAUGUUUAUAUAGCUCAAUAAUUGAAAAUUUUGGUGGUGCGAUUAAAUGCUAUUCUGUGAAAUAAAAGAAACAAUGCAAGAAAAAAAAUAAGUGUA